Messenger RNA from Myxocyprinus asiaticus (Chinese sucker), 7287 nucleotides. Its product is annotated as chromodomain-helicase-DNA-binding protein 4-like. Lineage: Eukaryota; Metazoa; Chordata; Actinopteri; Cypriniformes; Catostomidae. Gene Ontology annotation, cellular component: NuRD complex; chromatin; nucleus. Gene Ontology annotation, molecular function: ATP hydrolysis activity; ATP binding; histone binding. The coding region runs from base 295 to 6183 and encodes 1962 amino acids. Gene Ontology annotation, biological process: chromatin remodeling; negative regulation of transcription by RNA polymerase II. The transcript has 41 exons. The record is from RefSeq and is a predicted model, not a curated record.
GGUUGCGAGGUAACUAUGCAGAGUUGAGUGAGUGUUGUAGGGAGGGGUGAGUGUGCAUAGGAUUAUUAUGGGAUGUCUCUACCGGAUUUCUUUGUGUGUAUGUGAAGAUGUUCGCUUCUGGUCAAUGACGCUGGAGAUAGGGGAGAAGAGUGGACGACGUAGCCCAAAGACUUAAAGCUUAUUUAUUUAUAUGUGAUAGAUAUAACCUUACGGAUUCGCGUCAGACUAUUGUUGAUCAUAUCGUGGACUAUCUACACCUUGGACUGACCUUGUCCGGACGUCUCCUGAAGCAUUAUGUCGGGGAGUGAAGACGACAGGGACCAUUUUGGACCCAUGAGAGAUGAUGAAGAUGCAGAUGAACCGAUGCCAGAGAUAGAGGCUCCCAAAUCCAAAAAGAAGAAGAAGGCAAAGAAAAGUCGUGAAAGUAGGACCAGCAAACGACAGAAAGCCCUCAGAGAGGAAGUUCCUGUCAGCUCUCCUGAAGUGAUGGAAGCGAUCAGAAUGGUUGGAGAGGAAGAAGAAGAGGAGGACAGAGGGGUGCGAUCUGAGAGUGAAGGAAGUGAUUAUGCACCGAGCAAGAAGAAGAAAAAGAGAUCAAGCUCCUCCAAGGAAAGGAAGAAGGGUUCAGCAGGAGAGAAGGUUGGCAGCUCAUCUGGAGGAAAAAGCAAACGUAAAGAUCCAGAGCCUGAGGAGGAAGAUGAUGAUGACGAUGAUGAUGAUGGGCAGGAGCCCAAGUCCUCCUCUCAGCUAUUAGCAGACUGGGGAAUGAAAGACAUCUACUACACCUUCACCCAGGAGGACUACACCUCUCUCACCAAUUACAAAGCUUUCAGCCAGUUUGUCAGGCCUCUUAUAGCUGCUAAAAACCCUAAGAUCGCUGUGUCAAAGAUGAUGGUGGUUUUGGGAGCUAAAUGGCGGGAGUUCAGCACUAAUAACCCCAUGCGAGGCUCAGCGAGCGCCAACGCAGCCCUGGCAGCUGCCAAUGUAGCUGCUGCAGUGGAGAGUAUGGUGACCAGGGUGGAUGGAGGAGGGGCAGCACCUGUGGCCACGCCCACACCGACAGCAGCUCCUGCUGCGCCGGCCCCUCCACCCCAACAGCCCCCAGCUGUCCCCCUACGGAAAGCCAAGACCAAAGAGGGCAAAGGCCCAAAUGCACGAAGGAGGUCCAAACCCACCCCAAAGCCCCAGGACAAAAAGUCUAAAGCGAAGAAAGUGGCUCCACUCAAGAUUAAGCUGGGCAACUUCAAGAGAAAACGUUCCUCCAGUGGUGAGGACGAUGAAGGUGAGAGCGAUUUUGACAGUUUCUCUGUCAGUGAUGGUUCCAACAGUCGUGGCAGCCGGUCCAAAAGUAAGAAAUCCAAGAGCUCCAAGAAAAAGAAAAGAGUGGAUGAGGAGGCUGACGGCUAUGAGACUGAUCAUCAGGACUACUGUGAGGUGUGUCAACAAGGCGGGGAGAUCAUUUUGUGUGACACCUGUCCACGAGCCUAUCACAUGGUGUGUCUAGACCCUGACAUGGAGAGAGCCCCUGAGGGCACCUGGAGUUGUCCACACUGCGAGAAGGAGGGAAUUCAGUGGGAGGCUCGUGAGGAGAGCUCUGAUGCGGAAGAGGAUAAUGAUGAUGGAAGAAGAGAUGGAGGAGAUGUAGAAGAGGAGGAUGAUCAUCACAUGGAGUUUUGUCGGGUGUGUAAAGAUGGAGGAGAGCUUCUGUGCUGUGACACCUGCCCCUCGUCCUACCACUUACAUUGUCUCAAUCCUCCUCUGCCAGACAUCCCCAACGGAAAGUGGAUCUGCCCUCGCUGUCUGAGUCUUCCACUAAAGGGCAAAGUCCAGAAAGUUCUGACUUGGCGAUGGGGUGAAGCCCCUCCCCCUAUGCCAGUGCCCCGCCCUGCAGACCUCCCAGUUGACGCCCCGGAUCCUCCUCCUAUGAUUGGUCGAAAGGAGAGAGAGUUCUUCGUAAAGUGGUGUAACAUGUCAUACUGGCACUGUUCUUGGGUCCAAGAACUACAGUUGGAGCUGAACUGUCAAGUAAUGUUCCGUAACUACCAGCGGAAGACAGAUAUGGAGGAGCCCCCCAAUCUGGAGCUGGGUGCUGAGGGAGAUGAGGAUAAGAGCUGUAAGAGGAAGAAUAAAGAUCCUUUCUAUGCACGUAUGGAGGAUCAGUAUGGACGCUUUGGCGUAAAGCUUGAGUGGCUCCUCAUCCACCGAAUCUUGAACCACAGUGUGGAUAAGAAAAAUAACGUUCACUAUUUGAUCAAAUGGAGGGAUUUGCAAUAUGAACAGUCAACCUGGGAGUGUGAAGACAUGGACAUCCCAGACUUUGAGACUUUCAAACAGCAUUACUGGAACCACAGGGAACUUAUGCUUGGAGAGGAGGGCAGACCGGGUAAAAAGCUUAAGAAGGUGAAAGUAAAGAAGACAGAGAGGCCUCCUGUUAAUCCUGUGGUGGAUCCAACCAUAAAGUUCGACAGGCAGCCGGAUUAUCUGGACACCACAGGUGGUACACUUCACCCAUACCAGCUGGAGGGACUGAACUGGUUGCGUUUCUCUUGGGCUCAGGGCACUGACACCAUUCUAGCUGAUGAGAUGGGUCUCGGAAAAACUGUUCAGACUGCUGUCUUCCUUUACUCGCUCUACAAAGAGGGCCACUCGAAGGGGCCAUUCCUGGUGAGUGCCCCUCUGUCCACCAUCAUUAACUGGGAGAGGGAGUUUGAGAUGUGGGCCCCAGACAUGUACGUGGUCACUUAUGUGGGUGAUAAAGACAGCAGGGCUGUCAUACGGGAGAAUGAAUUCUCCUUUGAGGACAAUGCCAUCCGCGGUGGGAAGAAGGCCUCCAAAAUGAAGAAAGAGGCUUCUGUGAAGUUCCACGUGCUGUUAACGUCCUACGAGCUGAUCACGAUUGAUCAGGCCAUCCUGGGUUCCAUCGACUGGGCCUGUCUUGUGGUAGACGAGGCCCACAGACUCAAAAACAACCAAUCAAAGUUCUUUCGUGUGUUGAACAACUACCCCCUCCAGCAUAAGCUGCUGUUGACAGGCACUCCUUUACAGAACAACCUGGAGGAGCUCUUCCAUCUGCUCAACUUCCUCACGCCUGAGAGGUUUAAUAACCUAGAAGGCUUCCUGGAGGAGUUUGCUGACAUUGCAAAAGAGGACCAGAUUAAGAAACUGCACGACAUGUUGGGUCCACACAUGCUAAGAAGACUCAAAGCUGAUGUCUUCAAACACAUGCCCUCAAAAACUGAACUCAUCGUGCGAGUGGAGCUGAGCUCCAUGCAGAAGAAGUACUACAAAUACAUCCUGACACGCAACUUUGAAGCUUUGAACACUCGUGGUGGAGGAAACCAGGUGUCUUUGCUCAAUGUAGUUAUGGACCUGAAGAAGUGCUGUAACCACCCCUACCUCUUCCCCACAGCUGCUAAUGAAGCACCGAAAAUACCCAAUGGCAUGUAUGAUGGCAGUGCCCUUACAAAGGCUUCGGGAAAACUGAUGCUUCUGUGGAAGAUGCUGAAGAAAUUGAAGGAUGGUGGACAUAGAGUGCUUAUAUUCUCACAGAUGACAAAAAUGUUGGACUUGCUAGAAGACUUCCUGGAAAACGAGGGAUACAAGUAUGAAAGGAUAGAUGGAGGGGUGACUGGAGGGAUGAGACAGGAAGCCAUCGAUAGGUUCAAUGCUCCUGGUGCGCCUCAGUUUGUUUUCCUCCUGUCCACCAGAGCAGGAGGUUUGGGCAUCAAUUUGGCAACCGCUGACACCGUCAUCAUCUAUGACUCUGACUGGAACCCGCAUAAUGACAUCCAGGCGUUUAGCCGGGCUCAUCGUAUUGGUCAGAAUAGGAAGGUGAUGAUCUAUCGAUUUGUCACUAAAGCAUCUGUGGAGGAAAGAAUUACGCAGGUAGCAAAGAAGAAGAUGAUGUUGACCCACCUGGUGGUGCGGCCCGGUCUGGGCUCCAAGGCUGGAUCCAUGUCCAAACAGGAAUUGGAUGACAUCUUGAAGUUCGGCACUGAGGAGCUUUUUAAAGGCGAGAUCGGAGAAGGUGACAGUAAGGAGGAGGACAGCAGUGUGAUACACUAUGAUGACAAGGCGAUUGAUCGUUUGUUGGAUCGGAACCAGGAUGCAACUGAUGACACAGAGCUGCAGAGUAUGAAUGAAUACCUCAGCUCCUUUAAAGUGGCCCAGUAUGUGGUCAAAGAUGAGGAAGAGGAGGAGGAGGAUGUGGAUAGAGAGAUCAUUAAACAGGAAGAGAGUGUAGAUCCCGAUUACUGGGAGAAACUCUUGCGUCAUCAUUACGAGCAGCAGCAAGAAGAUUUGGCUCGUCAUCUGGGCAAAGGCAAACGGCCACGCAAACCUGUCAACUACAAUGACUGCUCACAGGAGGACAGAGGUAGUAGACGGGAUUGGCAGGAUGAUCAGUCUGAUAACCAAUCAGAUUACUCUGUUGCUUCAGAGGAGGGUGAUGAGGACUUUGAUGAACAUUCUGAAGCUAACUCUCGAAGGCCGAGUCGCAAAGGCUUGAGGAACGACAAAGACAAACCAUUGCCCCCCCUACUGGCCAGAGUGGGAGGAAAUAUUGAGGUGUUGGGUUUCAAUGCUCGUCAAAGGAAGGCCUUCCUGAAUGCAGUUAUGCGUUAUGGGAUGCCACCACAGGACGCCUUCACCACCCAGUGGCUCGUUAGAGACCUGCGAGGCAAAUCAGAAAAAGAGUUCAAGGCAUAUGUGUCCCUUUUUAUGCGCCACCUGUGUGAGCCAGGUGCUGAUGGGGCAGAAACAUUCGCUGAUGGCGUUCCACGGGAAGGGCUGUCACGACAACAUGUACUCACACGCAUAGGUGUGAUGUCACUGAUUCGCAAGAAGGUACAGGAGUUUGAGCAUGUGAACGGUCAAUGGUCAAUGCCCUGGAUGAAAGAACUGGAGGAAAGCAAGAGAGCAGCGGCCAUCGCAGCAGGAGAAGAUCCAAAAACACCCUCUACUGGAACACCGGCUGAUACACAGCCCAACACACCAGCCCCAGAAGACCUGUCCAAGAGUGAGGACACAGGCAAAGAGCUGGAGGAGAAGAGAGAUGGAGAUGGAGAGAAGGAGACGAAGGGCUCCAGACAGGAGGAUGAUAUCAUUGAGAUUCCUGAUGAAGGUGAGAAACCCCCCAGUCCAGAGAAAAAGGAAAAAGAGAGAGAGGUCACAUCACCGUCAGGGGAGAAGGAUGGAGGGAGCAGAGAGUCAGACAAGGAGAAAGAGAAGGAUGGAGAGAGAGAGGAAAGGUUGGCUAAAUCAAAGGAGAAACCCAUCUCUUCAGAUGUCAAGGCUAAAAGUUCUGAGACCUCAAGCAGUGCAGACACAUCCAAAACUAAAGAAGAAACUUCUGAAGAGAAGGCAGAGAAAAUGGACACUUGCCCAGCUGGAGAAGAGAAGAAAGAGUUGAAAGAAGAGAAGGAUGGCACAAAGACCGAGAACUCUGCUAAGCUUCAAAAUGGAGAGAAUGCAAAAGACACAAGUGGAGGAGGAGAUGGAGUAAGUGAGGAGAAGAAGAAGGCAGUGAAGCAGAGGUUCAUGUUUAACAUCGCUGAUGGAGGAUUCACAGAGCUUCACUCUCUCUGGCAGAAUGAAGAGAGAGCCGCCACGGUCACCAAGAAGACUUACGAGAUCUGGCACCGUCGCCAUGACUACUGGCUGUUGGCCGGUAUCAUACAUCACGGCUACGCUCGCUGGCAGGAUGUGCAGAAUGACCCGAGAUUCGCCGUCCUCAAUGAGCCGUUUAAAGGAGAGAUGAGUCGAGGAAAUUUCUUGGAGAUCAAAAACAAGUUUCUUGCUCGCAGGUUUAAGCUGUUGGAACAAGCUCUGGUGAUCGAGGAGCAGCUCAGACGCGCUGCAUAUCUGAAUAUGACAGAGGACCCGUCUCACCCCUCCAUGGCACUCAACACACGCUUCAGUGAGGUGGAGUGUCUGGCUGAGUCACACCAGCACCUCAGCAAAGAGUCCAUGUCAGGAAACAAGCCUGCUAAUGCAGUACUGCACAAAGUUCUCAAACAACUGGAAGAGCUACUCAGCGACAUGAAGGCUGAUGUCACCCGCCUACCGGCAACCAUCGCUCGGAUACCGCCUGUCGCCGUACGGCUGCAGAUGUCUGAGAGAAGCAUCCUUAGUAGGCUGGCCAGCCGAGGACCAGAGGUCACACAGACGCAGGCGCCACGUUGAUGACCCCUGGAUGAAUUGUUCACCGCUACCUCCUAUAAGCGAUGAGGAAUGACUUGACUUUCUCUCACACAUACAGACAUACACCUGGUUUAGGUGAUCCAUUGUAUAUACAGAUAAUAAGGUCAGGCUGCCCGCACUAGUUUGGAUAGAAGUAUAGUGGACAGGGGUCCCUAGCUAACACACAGUGGUUCCCUCACAUUUUCUGUUAAACUCCUCCAGUCAAUUUAGAACCAUCCCACCCCAAAUCUUAUGAAACAACACCUGCUGACCAGAGAGAUGUACUAGCAUAUUAAAAUACACAGCACCCACUCUUCAGCCCAAUAGAAUUCUCCAAUAGAACCUCUUCAGGCUUUUCAUGUCACUUCAUCUACACCGUAUGUCCGUACAGGGCAAGGUUAAUGACCCGGUGUGGAUUUCGACCAUGCACAGAUUGGAGUGAAAGCUUUGAGAGAUCUUUGCAGUUGAGUCACUUUCUUCCUCAGGUGUGUACUUGUGUUGUAAUUCACAUUAGUUGAAUCACUGUGUUUGUGCAUUUUCAUAAUUAUGCUCCAAAAAUGCUUGUUUGAGCUCUGAAUCAUGAUGUGGUCUUCAUCUUGCCUGUACUGUAAGCACUGUUAGCUGUUUUCAAGUACUUGAGGCAGCAGUUGGAAGAUGAUUGAAAGGUUUAUGCAAAUGUCAAAACACACAGACUAUUAUAAGGCCAUCAAAUGACCUUUCAUUCUUGUAGAGUUUAAAAAAAAUUAUAAUCAAGAUUUUUUCGAUUAUGAGAACUGCUGCUUUGAGAAGAGACAUUCUGUUCCAUGUUAACCGUUGUUUAUGAAUGAAGUCUGUGCUUGUUAAAAAAUCCACUCUUAUUCCCCAUCCUCUCUUCUGAUUGGCUUCUGAACAAUGUAUUUAGAGGUUCUAGUAAGCCAGUUUCUUUUUCUUAUAAAAGAAAAAUCCCCCUAGCACAGGUGACAACAUACAGCUGUUAAUUUAACUUCUAAUUUUACACUUUCAAGAGUUUUGAAUAUCUCACUUUGUAAUUAUUGUUGUUGCCCUUGUAUUGUUUUUAUGUCCUCUGUUUCUGUUUUUUCAGACCUGCAAUAAAAGGUAACAAAAAUG